GUCUGUCAUUGCUGUCAAGUCAAUUUGACUACCUAUGUGUCAAUCUCAAAUCAAAGAAUAAAAACAUUUUUGGUUUUGCUUGUUUAGAUUAUAAAAUAAUGUCUUACUUUAUGAAUUAAACGAAAAUGUUGAGUGUUAGUAACAUAAAAACAGUAUGACGGCUGGUAAAGUGAAGUAUUAGUAAAUAUAUUCCGUUAUAUGUGAAUUUGUAGCAGCCAAAAUGUAUUUCUACGAACGAUUUUGCCUGUGGAUAGGACACCUCAAAUUAUCUCGUGUGAUAUUUCUAGUUUCUGUAAUAUUAUUCGUCGUGCCUCUGUUCACACAUUAUUAUUUGUCUAAAUAUGACGAAUCUGGUUCAUUGGCUAAUAAUCCAAUGCGGCACACUCUAGAAGCACUUGGUGACAUCUCAACAAUGAAUGCAGCCGAUUUGAAACUCAGAAUUGAAGAAAUGCUAAGAAUAAAGGCGUCAGUGUCUACAGAGUUACGUGAAUUGGAAGCAAAGCGCGGGCGGCUACAGCGUGAGGCGGCGGCGGCAAGCGCUAAAGCCGACAGCGCUAAGGCGGAGCACGCGCGCGCCGCCGCCGAGCUACAGCGCCUCCGCGUCUCCGCCGACCAGGCUCGCAUCGCACAGCUCGAAGCCAUCCGAAGAGACUCGCCCGAACUGGCGCCCCCUCUACAAAUACUCCCCUCACGACCUCCUCCCGUCCUACCCCCUAUAGCACAGUCCUCCGAAGUCCACUGUCGCAUGUUUUCAUGCUUUGAUCAUUCCCGCUGCUCUUUGACGUCAGGCUUUCCCGUUUACCUCUACGAUCCUGACAUAUACGCGCCUCUAGCCGGCGCGGAAGUAGACGGAUUUCUCAAAACAACUCUACGACAGACACUGGGAUACAAUACCCACAUAACGCGAAAUCCAAACGAAGCAUGUAUUUAUCUCGUCAUUGUUGGUGAAGCUUUCCCCUUUGAGAAAACUCCCGCGCCAACAAUAGAUACAUACAAGCUAUUAUUAAAUGAGACUGCUAUCAAGAGCUUGCCUUACUGGGGCGGCGACGGUCGCAACCACGUGCUGUUGAACAUGGCGCGGCGGGAGCUGGCGGUGGGCUCGGGCGACGCCUUCCGGGGAGCGUCGGUGGGCCGCGCCAUGAUCGCGCAGUCCACCUUCACGCACGACCAGUUCCGGCCCGGCUUCGACAUCAUCACGCCGCCCGCGCUCGGCCCGCCCGGCGGCGACGUGUGGGCGGACUGCGCGCCCAUAGCACCCGCGCGACGGAAAUACUUGCUCAGUUUUCAGGGCUCACAACCGCCGCCGAAAGGAAUAGACAAGGACCUCGACAAAACUCUGAUUGAGGCAUUACAGAAGAUGGUGAAGUCUGCGCCGGCGUCCGACCUGUUCCACCUGCAGUUCGAGUGCGACCCGCCGGUGGAGCGGCGCGCCGUGCUGCCGAUCGGCGACUGGGCACUGUGCGGCACGGACCGCUCGCGCCGCGCCGUGCUGCGCGACUCCACGUUCGCGCUGCUGCUGGCGCCCGCCGACCGCGCCUACGUGAGCACGGCGCUGCUGCAGGCGCGCCUGUACGAGGCGCUGCGCUCCGGCGCCAUCCCCGUGCUGCUGGGCGGCGACCGCUCGCGCCUGCCCUACGACGAGGUGCUGGACUGGCGGCGCGCGGCGCUGAGCCUGCCCCGCGCCCGCGCGCCCGAGCUGCACGUGCUGCUGCGCGCGCUGCCCGACGCCGACCUGCUGGCGCUGCGCCGCCAGGGCCGCCUGCUGUGGGAGCGCUACCUCAGCUCCGUGCAGGCCAGCGUCGACUCGCUGCUGGCGGCGCUGCGCACGCGCCUGCACAUCCCGCCGCGCCCCGUGCCGCCCACCGUGGGCCCGCCCGCCUUCAACGAAUCAUACUUCCCGCCGCGGGUCGAGCCUCCCGCAGUCGAUGCCGAGCCUGAAGAGACGCUUGGGCCGCUCGAGGCGCCGUAUCCGAGCCCCGCGUACCGUCGCAACUAUUCCGUGGCAUUGCUACACGGAUAUGAGUUAUGGAAUGACUGGGGCGAACCGUUCGCGUUGUACCCGCAGCUACCAUGGGACCCGGUGGUGACGUCAGAGGCCCGGUUCCUGGGGUCUGCUGCAGGGUUCCGGCCGGUGGGGGCGGGCGCGGGGGGCUCAGGUCGCGAGUUCAGCGAGGCGCUGGGCGGCGACCGGCCGCGGGAACAGUUCACUAUCGUCAUACUUACUUACGAGAGAGAGGCUGUGCUGGCAGCCGCGCUAGCCAGACUGAGGGGGUUGCCCUAUUUAAAUAAGGUGGUGGUGGUGUGGAACGGCGGGUCUGCGCCGUCGGCGGGCGCGUGGGCGGAGAGCGGGGCGCCGGUGGCGGUGGUGCGGGCGGGCCGCAACUCGCUCAACAACCGCUUCCUGCCCUACCACCUCAUCGACACCGAGGCCGUGCUGUGUGUCGACGACGACGCGCAUCUCCGACACGACGAGAUUGUCUUCGCUUUCAGGGUUUGGCGCGAACAUCGCGACCGUAUCGUCGGAUUUCCCGGUCGAUACCAUGCUUGGGAUCUCAACUUUAACAAUGGAUUCCUUUACAACUCUAACUACAGCUGCGAGUUAAGCAUGGUGCUGACAGGCGCGGCGUUCGUCCACCGCUACUACUUGUGGGCAUACUGGCGCAUGCUGCCGGCCGCCAUACGGGAUUAUGUCGACGAGUACAUGAACUGCGAAGAUAUCGCUAUGAACUUCCUCGUCUCGCAUAUUACGAGGAAACCGCCCGUCAAGGUGACGUCACGAUGGACUUUCCGGUGUCCCGGGUGUCCGGUGACGCUGUCGGCUGACGAGACGCACUUCCACGAGAGACAUAAAUGUAUACAAUUCUUCUCACAGGUGAUGGGUUACACGCCCCUUCUAACGACGCAGUACCGCGCAGAUUCCGUAUUGUUCAAGACGCGGAUACCGCACGACAAACAGAAAUGUUUCAAGUUCAUAUAGUCACAAAUCAUCUUCCAUAUUUGAAUUUGUUACAAAUCAUUGCAGGACUGUAGACAAUUAUUAUUUUUUCCCCACGAGCGAACAACAGAUCUAGUCGAAAGAGGCCUAUUAAAGGUAAGUCGACGGAGAAAAAAGUUUAUAGGUUGUAAAUCAAUGAGUAUUAGUUGUAGCGUCCCAGUAGGUGUUCAUUACCAAAAUCUCUUUUAGUACAAUCAAAUUUUGCCCAGUGAAAGUUUAUUUGUAGAUUAUAUACAAGAUUUACCGUCUUACCACAAAAACUUUUAAACGUCAGUUUAUGCCUUGUCUAAAAAAAUGUCAAAUUAUGACGUUGACAUAUGGUUCAUUUUGCAGCCAAAAUUUUAUUAGACAACUGUAAAACAGGGUUUAAAGUUUUUGUAGUAAGGCCCUAUGUAUUUAUAACUCAUGCUCUAUUUUCGGGAGCUUACAAAUUUAAUUUCAUAAAGAAUCCUGUUUUAUUGAUUUUGAGAAGCAAAAAUAGAUUUUAUACGCAGAUCUUUUAUUUUAUAUUUAAAACAAAUGUGAGUCUCGUAUAUAUCUUGAACUUUGCAUUUAUUUAAUAAAUAAAAUUUGUAAUGGAAUUGAUUAAUGACAAUAGAAAUAAUGUAUGUAAGGUGCGUGAAUAAACGUAACAUUAAAAUGAAUAGGAAUACUUUGUAAAUAUCUCAUUAUGUAAUAUACUAUACGUAACAAAUUGUACAUUCAAGUUAUCCAAAUAAAAUUGUGUAGCAUAAUGACAAUAAAAUUAAGUACACUGUACAUAAUAAUGGAAAUAGUGUGAAUGUCUAGAAAAAUAAAUUCAAUUUAACCGAAAAGGCAGCUAGCGACAGUAUAAAAUUAUAAAUAGCAAGCCAGUUAAAAAGUUAGUAAUAUUUAAUGUUAAAUAAAGGAAUAUAGAAUUGAAGUGUUCGGGUAUUCUACGCAUUAAUUGGUAUCGCACAAACAACCACAAUUUUUACAGGCUACUUUUGCAAAUUAAAUUAUGUAAUUUAUUUGACACAUUUUCACAAGAUGCAGUAUAAAUGAUAGAUAAGUUUUUACGUCAUUCACACAUAGCCUUUCAUUUGGCUUAUUUUAAAGGAGUCCGUGGUAACUUUCGCCAUCUAUCCAUAUGUAAGCGUGAAUAUAAGAAUCAAUAUGUAAAGCUAAGUUCAAUGUGUUGUCAUUAACUUUAAGUAUAACUUUUUAAAAGAUAUUCUUACAUAGCAACUGUAUAAUAUAUGUAUUUACAAGACUGACCGAUCAACAUUAUUGUUUUAAAAUAAUAUAAUUAAUUGGUGUUUACCUUAUUCCAUAAGAAUUGUGAAUUAUUUUUAACAAUUAUUUUAUUGAAAUCAAGUCAUUAUUUUUGAGAGUUUAUUGCAUUUAGUUUUCUUUAGAGAUAUUUUAUAUUAGGUUGUUUAAACUGACGAAGAUUUUUGUAUCAAAUAAGUUCCGUAAGUUAUACACUCUGAAAAGAUUAUUCCUUAAAGAAAUCCUUAGACCAUGUAAUAUAACUAAAACCUGUGUUCUAAAUAUAGAUAGAUGUGCAAACAAAUUGAUUUAUCCUUUAUUUUACCUUGAACGUUAUUCUAUUCUAUAUAAUUAUUUGUUGUAAAGUUGCAAUGACUUGCGGUGGUGAUACGAGGUGACACUUGUCGCCACAACCGCAGCUGCCUCGUGCUACUAGUAUUAGCCAUCAGCGAUCAAAUUACUAUUUACUAGUAAUUACAUGAGGUCAUGAUAACCCUCAAAUGUCCUUCCACAACAGCGACAAUAACACAGUUUUUUUAUUAACUUCCAAAACUGCACACAAUUUUUUUACGAUUGAAGCAGUUAUUAUACUCUCAUUAUAUGCUAUAUUUGUAUGUGAACAUAGUUUCAUGUAUAUUUCAUUAAUUUUGUUACUUCAAGUCAUAGUGGUUGUUGUUACAGCCUUUUUAUCG
Helicoverpa armigera (cotton bollworm) is the source of this 4920-nucleotide messenger RNA. It is a transcript of the gene botv, whose product is annotated as exostosin-3. The record is from RefSeq and is a predicted model, not a curated record. Gene Ontology annotation, molecular function: glycosyltransferase activity. Gene Ontology annotation, cellular component: membrane. Bases 221 to 2977 code for a protein of 918 amino acids. The transcript is spliced from 10 exons. Lineage: Eukaryota; Metazoa; Arthropoda; Insecta; Lepidoptera; Noctuidae.